UAAAAUACAAAGAUACUUCCGAGUCCGACCCAGCCAUCACCUACCGAGGCUAACCUCCGCAGCCUCCGCUGCCACUUAAACGCUUAUAAAGCGACUCCUCGCAAUUUUUUAUUUUUAUUUUGCUUUUUUUAAAAAUUAUUUAAUAUCUACUUUUCCUCUGUUUCAACUCCAAGAGAGAUGGAACCUCGCAGCCUUGAACACCCGAGAUUCACGGAGAUGGAGCCGCACGUGACGGAGAAGGAGACGUCGACGUCAGCGCUGUGGGACUGGAGCGAUCUUCUGGACUUCACCGCAGACGAUCGCUUCGAUCUUCCUAUGGUCUCCGAUCAGACUGAGUUGAAUCCAGCAACGGAGCCUCAUACCGAGCCUUCGGUUGUUAAUUUGAAUAAGGUCAGGAAACGCGACCCGAGGUUGACUUGUUCUAAUUUUUUAGCGGGUUGGAUCCCCUGUGCGUGUCCGGAGGUUGACGAGCUGCUUGCGGAGGAGGAAGCGACUCUGCCUGGGAAGAAGCGUGCGCGGACGGUGCGGGCAGGGUCGGGCCAAGCCAGUUGUCAAGUGCCAGGUUGUGAGGUGGAUAUUAGUGAGCUUAAAGGUUAUCAUAAAAGGCAUAGGGUUUGUCUUCGGUGUGCAAAUGCCAGUGCCGUUUUCCUUGAUGGUGAAAGCAAGAGAUAUUGUCAACAGUGUGGCAAGUUUCAUGUAUUAUCAGAUUUUGAUGAAGGUAAAAGAAGUUGCAGGAGAAAAUUAGAGAGACACAACAAUAGAAGGCGAAGAAAAUCUAUUGAAUCUAAAAGUGGUGUGGACAGUGAACCUCCAGGAGCCAUGACACAGAGUGAAGAUUUUGGUUGUGAGAGUGAAUUAGGAAAAGAUAGUUUAUGCUUGAGCAGCCAGAUAACUGAUCAAGAACCAAAUUUUGAGUCUGAAGAUGGCCAUGUUUCUACUCUUCACUCAGCAACUAAUUCCCAGAAUGUCAACAGGGAUAGUGGUGUGUCUCUUGCUCCUACUAGUGAAAUCCAAAUUGAUGGAGGAAAAGAUGACUCCAAAGGGCAUUCACCUUCUUCUUGUGACAAUAAGAGUGCAUAUUCGUCCUUGUGUCCAACAGGGCGAAUCUCAUUCAAGCUAUAUGAUUGGAAUCCAGCAGAAUUUCCUAGAAGACUACGGCACCAAAUAUUCCAAUGGUUAGCCAGCAUGCCAAUUGAAUUGGAGGGGUAUAUUCGUCCUGGAUGUACAAUCUUGACUGUAUUUAUUGCCAUGCCAAAGAUUAUGUGGGUGAAGUUAUAUGAAGACCCUAUAACUUAUCUGCAUGACUUUGUUGUUACACCUGGAAGGAUGCUAUCUGGAAGAGGCUCUAUGUUUGUUCAUCUGAACAACUUGAUUUUCCAAGUUAAAGAUGGAACUUCUGUGAUGAAAGUCAAUGUAGAGGUGAAGGCCCCAAGGCUUCACUAUGUCCAUCCUACAUGUUUUGAGGCCGGCAAGCCCAUGGAGUUUGUUGCUUGUGGAAGUAAUUUACUUCAACCCAAAUUUCGGUUUUUGAUAUCUUUUGCUGGAAAGUAUCUGCCAUAUUAUUGUUGUGUUGCAUCUUCGCAUGGUCAAAGUGAGUGUAAUCCUCUUGCUUUUGACCACCAGUUGUACAAGAUAUAUGUACCGCACACUGAACCAGAUUGUUUUGGCCCUGCAUUCAUUGAGGUUGAGAAUGAGUCUGGCUUAUCAAACUUCAUACCUGUACUCAUUGGGGACAAAGAUAUAUGUUGUGAAAUGAAGAUGAUACAGGACAGAUUUGAAGCUUCUCACUUUCCUGAGAGAGCUCCAUCUGUAGCUAAAGGUUCUCAUUCUGAUUUGUGUGAGGUUUCUGCAUCGAGACAAACAGCUUUCACUGAACUUGUUUUAGACAUAGCAUGGUUAUUGAAGUUACCAGCAUCAGAAAGCUUUCAACAGUUUAUGUCCCCUUCACAAGUUCAGAGAUUUAAUUCUUUGUUUAACUUCCUAUUAAACUAUGAGUCAACUGCCAUCAUGGAGAAAAUAUUGCAAAAUUUGAAGAUUUUGAUGGAUAACACAGCGUUAAACAGAGGGGUCAAGGUCACAGUUGAAUCUGAUACAGAAUUAUUGCUUGGGUAUAUGGAUCAUGUGAGAGAUUUUCUAUAUAGAAGACUUAACAAAAUUGGAGACAUAAUACCUCAGUCUGGAUAUGUUGUAACGGAAAAGAGUCAUUGUUCCAAAAGCUGCUUCCCAAGCGAUGUGCUUGUUUCCAUUACCAAUCAGGAUCCAGAGACAACAUUGAAUAAUAGGGUCGGAGCAAUGGUGGCUUCAAAUGCUACUGAAGGAAGUGAAAUUGUUCCACUUUUGAGUAAUGAGGUUGUCAUGAAUGUGAGCUUUGUUAAAGAAUGGCAAAGAAAAUCAUGUAGCCACAUUUCCACUGGCGUCUUGAGUGCCCGUCCGAUUAUAUUUGUGAUUGCUGUUACUGCUGUUUGUUUUGCGACCUGUGUCGUCCUUCUCCACCCGCACAAGGUUGGUGAUAUUGCAGUAUCUAUACGCCGAUCUAUGUUUGGCAGUGUUUAGACUGAAAAAGAAGCCACUGACCUAAACAAGUAAGUCGCCUGUCUCUGUCAUUUGCACAUAUUUAAUGUACACUAUAUUGGAUCAAAAUCAAGCAUCCUGAACCUCAGUUAAAUUGCUAUUGUAUAUGCCAAUUCAUUUUGGUGAUAAUAGUUCUUCAGACCAAUUUCUUUGGGGUGCUUCAUUGUCUGUACUCAGAAUUAGGGUGUGAGAUAGCUAACUGUAUUUCUUGAGAUUAAUCAUGACAAAUACUGAUUUUUCCGGUGGCAGGAAGGUCUCUGUUGGUGAAUUUGACUCCCUGGCUUAUAAAUAUGUUGUAACAGUUGUAAUAGCUUGUGAUUUCAGGCAAUCUAAUGAAUGGGAUAGAGGAAUAUUCAUUUGUUCUUA
Molecule: messenger RNA, 2937 nt
Organism: Mangifera indica (mango)
Lineage: Eukaryota; Viridiplantae; Streptophyta; Magnoliopsida; Sapindales; Anacardiaceae
Product: squamosa promoter-binding-like protein 7
Exons: 10
Coding region: 178-2553 (791 amino acids)
Cellular component (GO): nucleus
Molecular function (GO): DNA binding
Source: RefSeq, a predicted model, not a curated record